AUGUCGAAGAUUGGGCAGAGAGGAAUUCACUACUUCCAGAGACUCAAUUCUGCAAGCGUUCCUGCUUCUUUGAUCGAGAAAGGCCAAAACCGUGUCAUUGAUGCUUCCUUAACCCUCAUUCGUGAAAGGGCAAAACUCAAAGGAGAGCUUGUGCGUCUCUUAGGAGGAGCCAAAGCUUCAACCUCUCUUCUUGGUGUACCUCUUGGUCACAACUCUUCUUUCCUUCAAGGCCCUGCUUUUGCUCCUCCUCGUAUUAGAGAGGCUAUUUGGUGUGGUAGUACAAACUCUUCCACUGAAGAAGGGAAGGAGCUAAAGGAUCCACGGGUUCUAACUGAUGUUGGGGAUGUUCCAGUACAAGAGAUUAGAGAUUGUGGGGUUGAUGAUGAUAGACUGAUGAAUGUAAUAAGUGAAUCUGUGAAGCUGGUGAUGGAAGAGGAACCGUUGCGCCCACUAGUCUUAGGUGGAGACCAUUCGAUAUCUUAUCCUGUUGUGAGAGCGGUUUCUGAGAAGCUUGGAGGACCUGUCGACAUUCUUCAUUUUGAUGCACAUCCAGAUAUAUAUAACUGUUUCGAAGGAAACAAGUACUCUCAUGCAUCUUCCUUUGCUCGUAUCAUGGAAGGUGGCUAUGCCCGGCGACUUUUACAGGUUGGGAUCAGAUCGAUAAACCAGGAAGGACGAGAACAGGGCAAGAGAUUUGGAGUAGAACAGUAUGAGAUGCGAACCUUCUCAAGAGAUCGCCAAAUUUUGGAAAAUCUGAAACUAGGGGAAGGAGUGAAGGGUGUGUACAUCUCUAUCGACGUUGACUGUCUUGAUCCGGCAUUUGCACCUGGAGUGUCACACAUUGAACCAGGUGGUCUCUCUUUCCGAGACGUCCUUAACAUUUUAAACAACCUUCAGGGAGACGUGGUCGGGGCUGAUGUUGUCGAGUUCAACCCGCAACGUGAUACUGUUGACGGCAUGACAGCAAUGGUCGCGGCUAAGCUUGUUAGAGAACUAGCUGCAAAAAUCUCGAAAUGA
This is a messenger RNA of Arabis nemorensis, 1017 nucleotides long. The record is from the annotation of a GenBank genome assembly. NCBI's taxonomy places the organism in Eukaryota, Viridiplantae, Streptophyta, Magnoliopsida, Brassicales, Brassicaceae.